Molecule: messenger RNA, 2644 nt
Organism: Neoarius graeffei (lesser salmon catfish)
Lineage: Eukaryota; Metazoa; Chordata; Actinopteri; Siluriformes; Ariidae
Exons: 12
Coding region: 1-1566 (521 amino acids)
Biological process (GO): immunoglobulin mediated immune response; cytokine-mediated signaling pathway
Cellular component (GO): external side of plasma membrane
Molecular function (GO): cytokine receptor activity; protein binding
Source: RefSeq, a predicted model, not a curated record
AUGACACACAUCCGCUGUAGCUGGACAGAAGUCCCUGGUCUUCCUCUCUCUCUUUAUCACCUGGAUGCGGACGAACACAGAGUGUCGGCCUGCGUCCCGGGUCCUCCGGGACAGAAGCGAUUGCGGUGUCAAUACAACACUUCACUGUUCGCCAUCGGCUUCGACGACGUGUUCUUUUUCUACACACCACACGUUCAGGGCCUCUCAGGAACCUUUCACCUCACACAGCACGGAAACAUCACAGAGGACUGGACACACGUUCGUCUCGCCUCGAAACCCUCCUCACCAGCCAUGACUCAGUCCAUGACCUUUAACCUCGGACCUUCACAUCGGAUUCUUGUUGAACUGAGGGAGGACAACAGGAACAGUCUGACCACGGCACAGAAGAGAAGAAUAGACAAUGACAUAAGUUCCACAAGUGCCCUCCCUGGCCCUAUUAACCUGCAGUGUGUGUAUGAUGGAGAGUAUGAGGUGAAGUGCAAGUGGCAGAUGAUGAGAGAACUGGCACAGUAUGUCGUCUUUGACCUGGCCUAUCGCACACAGCUUAACGCAACGUCUGAGUUGUGUUGUGCAGGACUAGAUAACAACGAUGAUGAUGAUGAUGAUGCUAUGGUGAGGUUCUCGUGUUCGUUCUCUGUACCUGAAGUCAAAACGCUGCUGCUGUCUCUCCAUCCACAACCAAGGACCAAAGUCUUCCAGUCACACAAACAUAUUGAGCCUGCCGCUCCAGUGGCCAUCGGUGUUGAGUUGAUUGGAGACGACUGGGUCCUGAACUGGACUCUUCCUAAAUAUCGAACGGUCCCAAUAACCUCUGAGUUCAGAUACUGGAGCACCACCUCACCUGAGGAGUUAGCAGAGACGCUCAGUCUCCCGCCAGGUGUGAGUGUGUGUGUCAUGGCAGAAGGUUCUCUGCGUUCUUCCACACGGUACCUAGCUCAGGUGCGCUGUAGUGUGAGCUCACGGAGGGGUCGAGGGUCACGGUACGCCGGCUAUCCUUCAGACUGGAGCAAACCAGUUUACUGGACCACAAGGCCGGUAGCUUCAGCGUGGGUGUAUUUCCUCUUGUCAGCGAGUGUGUCUGUGGCCCUCAUAACAAUCUACUUCAUUUUGCUGGCCUUCCACAGGAGGUUGAAAGUGUGGGAUGUGUCUCUUCCCUCUCCUUUCCAGAGUAAACUGAUGGACACUGUUUGCCAGGUUCACGCUGAGGGGCUGUUCCCCUGCGCAGAGAUGGAUGAUCCGUGUCUGAGCCGUGUGUGUGUUCUGGAGAACCUACAGCUGAAUCUCCACACAGUUGAUGAUGUCACACCGCUCCACGCUGCCCACUGCACUGGACCAAACCACUACACUUCCCAAGAGGGGAGCGCUGUGCCUGGGUUCACGACACAGAUGUGGCACUGUGCGUCAUUUCCAGAACAUUCUUCUGAGCACGCGGGGUUUGACACGUUAUUGUGCGAUGGCAGAUUUGCCUGCCUCUCCUCCGCUUCCUAUCAUAAUCUUCAGCCGUGUUCUGAGGGAUACCAGCGGAACCCUGCGUCCAGUCCUGACGCUUCUUCUACAGAUGUUUGAUUUGAUGUUGUUGGAGUUACGACACAUUUUUAACGAUUUGAGCUUUGAACUUCUUCUUUAAUCCUAAACCGCACUUUAAUUAGCAGGGUACAAAUGACAUUUCCAGCUUCAACGCUUUUCAUGCUACGCUGUUCAUGAGAAAAGUCAAUAAAUCAGUAUGGGAAUAAUCAUUAUAGACGAAGGAUGCGAUGUCUACAGCAGUGCCUGGGAGGGUUUUCCACAGUAUUCAACUCCGGCAUCCAAAAACGAAUGUGGCUUUGAGCUACAAUACACAACUAUGUGAGCGGGAUCGGAUAGUGAUGCGCAACCCGCGGCUCUGAAAACACUCUUUGACACAGCGCUGGUCAAAGCGAAAAUUACUUGUGAUUUCAUUUUAUUUAGCUGUAAAGGACAGUGUAGGGUUAGGGGUUCGGGUUUGAACGCAGGACCCUGGGAACAUAGAUACGCUUUUGUCGACAGUACAACGCUAUCACACCUGACUCAAGUCAUCAACAGGAGAAACAACAUUUUAAAACCAUGCAAUUAUGUUUUCUGUAGCCAGACUACAUUCCUUACAAAACUCAACUGCUUUACUUUUAGCUAAUUAGCUUCUUAAAGGGAUUAGCACAUGAACUAAUUAGCAUGCUAGAAGAAGAAACCUUUAUUUGUCACAUGCACACUUUAAGCACAGUGAAAUUCAUCCUCUGCAUUUAACCCAUCUGAAGCGGUGAACACACGCACACACCCAGAGCAGUGGGCAGCCACGCUAAAGUGCUCAGGGAGCAGUCAGGUACCUCGCUCAAGGGCACCUCAGCCCAAGGCCGCCCCACAUUAACCUAACUGCAUGUCUUUGGACUGUGGGGGAAACCGGAGCACCCGGAGGAAACCCACGCAGACAACAUGCAAACUCCACACAGAAAGGCCCUCGUCGGCCACUGGGUUCGAACCCAGAACCUUCUUGCUAUGAGGUGACCGUGCUAACCACUACACCACUGUGCCGCCCUAGGCACAUUCAUUCAUUCAUUCAUUAUCUCUAGCCGCUUUAUCCUUCUACAGGGUCGCAGGCAAGCUGGAGCCUAUCCCAGCUGACUACGGGCGA